CCAGAGGAAUUGUGUGUGAACCUGAUUUUUUGUGGACUCUUGCUUUAAAGGCUUCGCUUUCCCCAUAAAAAGUUGUCUAUGGUUGCCGUGGCACCAUGAGUACACCCAAAAUGUAAACAAGUAGGGGACCAGACUGCGGUCCAGCCUUAAUACAAAGGAAAUGUGAAGAGAGAAAAUGGGGAUUCAGGGUAAUGUGAUGCAGAGAUUCAUUAUAAAUUUAUUCUUUUUACAAGUUUCAAUUUCCUCCUUUAAUCGGGCUGUGGCAAGGACUGAUGGAUUUAAAUCUAAGCGGGUUUUCAAAUACAGAAUUGAUCAGACUGAGUCCUGCCAUAAUACAAAGGAGACAUCUAAUGAAACUGACUAAAAAAUACAGCAGAAAGAUGCGAGGCUGAUUUAAAAUUCAACUGCGUCCUGCCUCCAUCUGGUUGGUUUGGUACUUUUUUGAACACAAGAUCACAGCGCUGAGAUGUCCAAAUCACUCCAACAGUGCAUAACAUUCGAGUUUAAAAUUCUGACCUUUGAUUUAGUGCCCUCACUGCAGCAGCAGAUGAAUUUGUAAGCACGACUGGAUGUGAGUUGCAUACAAAUUUGAGAGUUAUGUCAAAAAUUUUUUUCUUUGGUAUAAAACACAAGAUAAAUGCCAAUCGUGUACUUUUUAAAAGGUGUUUUUUUUUGUCCCAGAUUGAUGUGUUGGUUAGUUAGUGGUGUUUUAUGACUGAUUGGAGAGGGCGUGAUUAAAUUCUUUUUAAAAUGAAAAAGUAAUAUGGCACCCAGGACUGAGCUCUGUGUCACGUCAGCUCUUCUACGACACCAUGAAUGAGAUGUGAAUGAAGAGAACUGAUGACAGCUUAUUACUUUUGAUUCUGAAUUGGGAUUGUCAUUAUUGUAUUUUUUCCAAUUAUUACUCCCCUAAAGACGAAAUGAGAUCACUCAUCCUGUAAUUUGCUUCAUGAGUCAUCUCUGAAUCGCUUCUCCUUCCGCAUAUCUCCCUUCUUCCUUCCUUCUUCCCCUAAUUUUGUCCUCUUUGCAUGUCCCGCUGCACUACCUUCCCCCGUCAUCUGCUCUCCCAUGACAAUCCACAUAAUAUUGCAUAAAACAGAGCUCAUGACAGUGAGUGGAUAAAAAAGUAAAGUGCCUUUACUCAGGGGACGCUUUUCUCAGUAAACAGGCAGGGUUACAUAAAGUCUACAAAGCCUCCAGAUGGACAAGGCUGAGGUCUUUCGACCAGGAGAUGCUUCCAGUAUAAUUUGUACAUACAUACACACCUGUAUGUGUGUUUAGGGUUACUUUCAUUUACUAAUUAAAGGAUCCUGCCAUAUCUGUAGUGAAAAAUGCUAGCUGGCUGAUAUUUCAUAUUUCAUAUCAAUGCAAUACACUGCAUAAGCAGAUAUUUAUGUUAGGUGUAAAAUUAGACCAACAGGGUUAUGGCUGCAUACAAAUCAGUAGUCACAUCCCUGUAGUGUUGGCUAUAGAUAUCCUUGGCCAAGAGUCAGGAGCAGGUGGCAUCUCAAGAGGCAGCAAACAGAGCUGGUCUUCACUGGACUGGAAUGUGCAGAGAUGGCAUCAUAUCUUGGAAUAAUGUGCAGAACAGUCAUCACAGUGCCAAAACUGUCCUGCCACAUCCUUAAAAGGCAGCUUAAGCUGACUUCAUUGUCCUUUGAUAAUGACAUAUCGAUGAUUUUCUGUCACUGCCAACUUGUUUAACAGUUAUUUGCAUAUUGCGAUACACAGAAACUGAUGUUGCAGUGUACCGAAGCCAAAUUCAGCUGUUAAACGAAUGAUUUACUCGGCCACAAAGUGUGACCGCAGAGGACAUCACGACAUGCAAUUAUAAAUCUACAGGAUUAUCAGACUGGUAACACUUCAAAGAGCCUGUUAGAUGUCACAAAGUAGAAGACUGUAGUUCCUAUUUAUCACUUAGGUUAUCAAGGUAGUGCUUGUUAUAACAGGUUUUGACAUAUAAAGCCACCAGUUGUUUCUCCUAGAGCCUGUGUCUUGGGCGCUAUACACUUUUUGAAAAGCCAGUACUGUUUACCAGUGUGUAAGGAUGUCCACAGGUAGCGCCGUGGCAAAGCCCUGGAACAACUUGUGCCUUGAUUAUCCUCUUUAAAUACAAAAACAGUUGGAGACAUGAUGACCAGGUAGUUAUUCCUGUAUACUUUUUUGAAGUCUGCCACCUGGGGCUCAUAUGAAGUCACUGCAUUGUAAUAUAGUCAAUGUCCAAUGACAAUGAUGUUUUCGACUCCAAUUUGCCAUUAAAUGUGAUUUUAUCCUGACCACUACAUCAUUCUACAUCAAUCUGGUGAGAGAGGACUUAUGCACUUCUUAUUUGAUAGUAUUCGGCAAUGAUGCUGUAUAAUGAAUACUUUAUGUUUAAAUAAACUGAAAGCUAAAAUUGAAUCUACAACAUCCAGCUCACAAAGUAACACAAAGUAUCUCAGUAUCUCAAACAUCUCAGAAGUUUGAAUGGACUGGUACUUAUAUAAUGCUUUUCAGCUCACAGGACACCUAGUAUUUGGUGGCUGUCAACAUCAUACACAGCCUAAAACAUGGAUGUAGUGAACAAAAAAAGUGCAUUAGUUCCUUGAACCUGCAUUCCAUCUGAAGACCACCAGAUGGCGAUAGCUCUGGUUGCAAAACGACUUCCUGUCCUAUAAAAGUCUAUGGGAAAACGUAUUUUGGUUGUUAGCGCUGAGUUUAAGGGCUCAAUUGCUUAUUUCUGAUCUUACUGAAUAAAAAAUUAAGUCUAUUCUGAAACACUGAUUGACCAAGAUUUACAAAAUAGAGGAUUAUCUGUAGGAUCUGCAGCAGGGGUGUCAAACUCCCUCAGCUGUGGCCAAAUACACUUUUAAUUUAAGUGGGCCUCCAGUGACACUCCCUUUUCUAUUAGUAUAAAGAAGUUUAGCAGCACACUUAAUCCCUGAGAUAUGUUUAUUAUUAGAAAUAUAAAGUGUAAAAUGAUGGACUGGCCUGUAAUUAUAAAACAGAAAGUUUGCCCUGUUAAAAAAACAUCAGAGACUCACACUCAUGCUGAAGAUCAGCCCGUGUUAACUUUACAGGAGAUUUUAUACACAUCUGCCUCAAAGAGAAAAAGAAGAAACAGCACUUGAUGGUGCCCCCGAAAUAAUCUUGUCUCUCACUUUACAUGAUCAGGUUUUAUUAUCAUCAGGCCCUGCUUCUCCUCUGUAGCGAGUCAGCAAGGACGAGCUUGCUAUUAUGUUUUGUCCUUAUUGUAUACAUCAUUGUUGUGUUAAUCGCACACUGUCUGCUGCAUGCCCACAGGCACAGCUGACCUCCGUCUGCUCUGACCACAGAGGAUUGUAUCAUGGCCACUGAUUCUCACACAAACACAUAAAUGUAGUGAGGUGCUUACUAUAUGUCCCACGCAUCUUUUCCCAGGAGCAGCAAGGUUUAAGAGAUACGCACACAUGCACAUGUGUAAGUACAGCUGCUGAUGUCUGCGCUUAGUGGCAGCUCUGAAGUUGGCACACAUCUGUUCAUGCAUUGAUCCAGCGGCUCUGUGCGGAUGCUCUGCGAGUGCAAAAGUAGUGUGUGGGUCUGUGUGUGUGUGUCUUUACUGUAAAGCUCACAUCUUGUGAUCUUACUGUUGAGGUUUUGUGAGGGGGGGUCUCAACAUUGUCCGCUGCUAUUCCGCAUGACACUCAUGUGCAUGCCAUGUGUGUGUGGGUGUCCGUGCAUUUGUGUGUGUGUGUGAGAAUGGAGUUUAUCCCUGGCCCAGAUGCCCCGGCUAAAUCCAUCACCAGCGGUGCUGCACAGCAGCACUAAGCUGGAACAUUUGGCACCAAGCUAGGAAUGAGGAAAAAAACACAGGAACACACAAAGAUAUACACAUAUGCAAACACACAUACACACACACAGAAAAUUGAGUUUGGGGAUUUUUUUCUAAAGAGAUUCAGAGGAAGUAGAUUUUUUUAGAGGAGGACUUGGACUCAGGGAGCGAGAUAGGAGCUCUUUUUUUUCUAAGCCUGUUGGUGGUGGAGGUGGUGGUGGUGGUGGGGCUGGGAGAACCAUUCCGCUCACUCCACCCGAUCUUUCCUUCAUCUGUCCAGCUGACAGGAUGGAGCCGUGUGAUGAUGACGACGAACUGGGAAUGUUAGCAGCUUUCCACCAUAAGAACAAAACAUCAGGCUGGCCGCCUCCUGGCCCAGGCUCCUGGGGAGGACUGCAGGGGCCCCCAUACAGUUGGGACAGCAUGAACAGCGCCAGGGAGGGACGGGAAUUCCUCACCAACCAAGUAUCGCAGAGCAACUCCCUGGAGGAGGUCCACCUAGAUGGGAUCCCUCCUGCCCCUCGUCUGGUGGAGAUGAGACGGGACCCUGUCCUGGGCUUCGGCUUUGUGGCAGGCAGUGAGAAACCGGUGGUAGUCCGCUCUGUUACACCAGGUGGUCCAUCAGAGGGGAAGCUGCUGCCAGGUGAUGAGAUCAUCAUGAUAAACGACGAACCCGUCAGUUCGGCUCCUAGAGAACGAGUCAUCGAUCUCGUCAGGAGCUGCAAAGAAUCCAUCAUGUUGACUGUUGUCCAACCUUAUCCUUCCCCUAAAUCAGCGUUCAUCAGUGCAGCCAAAAAAGCCAUGCUCAAGUCCAAUCCGGUCAAAGUACGCUUUGCUGAGGAGGUCAUUAUAAACGGCCAGGUUCCGAACCCGAUGAAGGACAACUCUCUUCUGUUCAUGCCAAAUGUCCUAAAGGUCUACCUGGAGAACGGGCAGACAAAGUCCUUUCGCUUUGACAGUAGUACCUCCAUCAAGGAAGUUAUCCUGACCCUGCAAGAGAAGCUGUCAAUCAAAUGCAUCGAGCACUUCUCCCUGGUGUUGGAACAGAGGACCGAAGGCUCUGAGAGUAAACUGCUUCUCCUGCACGAACAGGAGAUGCUUACUCAGGUGACUCAGAGACCCGGCUGUGACAAGAUGAAGUGUUUCUUUAGAAUCAGCUUUGUCCCCAGGGACCCAGUGGAGCUGCUACGGAGAGACGCUGUUGCGUUUGAAUACCUCUAUGUUCAGAGUUGUAACGAUGUGGUCUUAGAGCGGUUUGGCCAGGAGCUCAAGUAUGAUGCUGCGCUGCGAUUGGCUGCAUUGCAGAUGUACAUCCUCACCAUGACAACCAGACAGAGUCAGAAGGUCUCCCUGAAAUACAUCCAAAAAGAGUGGGGUUUGUCACUGUUUCUGCCUCCUGCUGUGCUGUCCAGCAUGAAGGAGAAAAACAUCAAGAAGGCUCUGACACACAUCCUCAAAACCAACCAGAACCUCGUGCCUCCAGGGAAAAAAUUGACCGCUUUGCAGGCCAAGGUGCAUUACCUGAGGUACCUCAGUGAACUCAGACUCUUUGGAGGGAGGGAGUUCAAAUCAAUACUGUUGCAAGGUGAGAAACAGACAGAGGUGACGCUGUUAGUGGGCCCACGUUACGGCAUCAGCCACGUCAUCAAUGCCCGCACAAACCUGGUGGCCCUAUUGGCUGACUUCAGCCAUGUGAAUCGCAUUGAGAUCCUCACUGAGGAUGAGACCAAUGUCCGGCUGGAGCUGCAUGUUCUGGACGUCAGGCCCAUCACACUGAUCAUGGAGUCAAGUGAUGCAAUGAACCUGGCUUGUCUAACAGCAGGAUACUAUCGCCUCCUAGUGGACUCAAGAAGAUCUAUUUUCAGCAUGGCCCACUGCAAUAGCACAGGAGUGGAUGACCUUAGUCAGGAACGUGUCCUGGAGUGGCCUUACAGCACAUCUUUUGGGGACAAUGAGGAGCCUGGUCAAGUAGAGAUCUACAGCAGAGACUCUGAGUACUCAGACAAUGGGCAAAGGGAAAACAGCAUUUCUCCUUACUUCCACGAACCACCAAACCCUGACAGAGACCUUGAGAACCGAAGGAGUCCGUUGCCCCCUCCUCUGCCUCCAGCUACCAGACACAAAACUCAAGACUCACCUCGGAGCGCCAAAGUGUCAUUUAUUUUUGAGGGGAACCCACCCCUCAAUAAAUUUAAGAACUUACGCUAUGAAAGACUGUUAGAGAGCCCGGAGGUACCCAACUACGGACCGCCCUACUUGCACAACAACACAUACUUUCAGCAACAGGACAGAGAGCCAUUUCAGCACGUCUAUAGUAACAUCAUAAGCGAGGAAAGUAGUGAGGAGCUAAGGGAACUAGUUUAUCGUGGCAAUACAAGUGAUCCAGACGAGGAUUCUUGUGAAGAAGAUUCCACUGGGGGGACGCCAGUGGGUGAUGAGACACAUGAUGGUAUCCAAGGGGAGGGCCUACCCACAGCAGCCGGCAAAGCUACCUUUCUCACACUUUCCGGUUCUACGGACGACAUUAUCGACCUGACGUCACUGCCUCCUCCCGAGGGCGAUGAUGGUGUUGACGAUGAUGAAGACGACACCCUGCUGCAGACGCUCAACCUUGCGAUCGCAGCACCACCACCAGGCUUUCGCGACAGUUUGGAUGAGGACGUUGCACCUGAGGGAAGGCCUCUAAGCACACGUGAAAAUGACGAUAUUCCGGUUUCACUAAUCGAUGCCAUUCCAACGCAUGGGGAGGGGGAAGGGAGCAGGGGAGGGGAGAGAGGACUGGAAAAUGCGGUUAUGAAUACACUGCAAGCGCUGCAAGCUCUCUCUGUCUCUGAACAGAAGCCUCCACCACCGCCACCACCCAGCGGUAACAAUCCAGGUGUUUAUAUAUCUCAUGGCUUUAGUCCAGAGUCAUCCUCAGACUCUGGUAAUGAGACCAACUCCUCAGAGAUGACUGAGAUCUCUGAACUAGCUGCUACUCACCGACUGAGCGAGAGCCACAUGCGUCUUCUGGUGGCCACAAGGGAAGGAUACCAACCUUUACUUGAAGAAAAAACUGAAUUUCCUGUCUCCCCCAGUACCGGAGGAACAAUACAAAAGAAACCUCGCAGUCCAACACGACACCUUCAUCCUCCAGCAGUUCCUCCAAGACGGAGCCCUCAGUUAAGCACCACAUCAUCACGGCCGAACAGCUCAGAAGUAAGGCCCCAGACUAAUCUCUCAGCCACUCUUCAGCGCCCAAGCUCCACCACACCAGGAGGCAAGCACCAUAAAAAAUCAGCAGACUCCAGCGGAAAGUAUAACACCUUCAGCACAAGGGAAGGAUAUCGAGGAGAGAGCAUUGGGAGCCGCAGCCAUCUUGACUUGGACCAGUGCACCUCAUUCUGCGAACGAGAAGACAGCCAAAGAAGGCAGGAUUCUUUUUUAGCAGAAAACUCUGUAGCCGAGAGCCAUGGAGUCAACAGCCUCCCUCGUGAUCAUCAUAGAAGUCCCCGCCCUUCCUCCGUUAUCUCUGACCGCUUCUCAGAUGUUGUCAACUUGGGGGGCUGUGAUGCAGAUAAUGGAACUUCAGCUGCUGAGCAAGAUGAACAUCUAGUUGUAGCAUCGUUGCUAUCCCCAACCAAAAAAUCUAGAUCAGGGGGAUCAGACCAGGGAUCAGACCUACAGAGUGACCAUCAGCCCAUUUCGAGACAACAGAGUGUGGCCCGGCUGUGUGAAUACCAUCUAGCAAAAAGGAUUUCAAAUCUGCAAGGAGAAGCACACAGUUCACUGCAGGGCUCUCUGUGCUCAUCACUGGAUGCUGGUGGCAGCACGAACAGUAGCGUUUGUGCUACCCCAAAUGAUUCACCCCUUGGCCCUGGUGCCAUUGAAUCAAAACACCACCAUCUGCAAAGGCACCCGCUUUCUAAUUCCUCCUCCUCGUUACUCAGGGUGUUAAACUAUGAAGAUAACAAACCCGGAACCCCCUUUGGCACCCCUGCCCAGAGUACUCAGGGAAAAGACCUCCACCCUCAUGCAGAUCCUGCCCUCCUUCGGAAAAUGCUGCCCAAUAUUCACCAACCUUCCCCUGGGUCAGAACCGGGCCGGCCGUCCUCAGCCACACCAUCUAAGCAUAAAGACCCUUUAGGAAACAAGCGACUCCAGAAUGAUCAGCAUGCUAAACAACAGGCCUGUCUGAAAGGGCUGAACCAGAAGGAAGGCAGCGAGGCCUACAGGCAAUUGAUUAACUAUCUAACAGUCAGCCAGAUGCAUCAGGGAGGGAAGUUGCAGAGUGCGGGCAUGGGAGGAGGAGUUAAAAAGGACACAAGGCGUUUUAUUACUAGCAACCCCCAGCUUGUUGAAAUGGUUAAAAAUAGGGGAAACACCAUCGCUCGCUGCCCGUGUAUGCCUUCAUCCAUAUCAUCUCCAUUCCUCAGCCCAAAUGUAGUUAACCCUAAUGCUGCUGCCAUGCAGGCAGCAAACAAAAAUGCACGGUCAUACUAUUCUGCAACACUUCCUACCAAACUCAAGAGAAGUCCUGAUAUGCAUGCUCAGAGAAGGAAUGAGACUUUAGAUUUCAGGAAAGCUACUUCUGAGAGGAGGAGCUCCUUUUCUGGCCUAGAAAGUGAGCUAGAGAGGAGUGGUCUGGACCCAGAGCACUUUCUGUCCCUCUAUAAGAGAGAGGGCUGUAACAGCCGCGACGGAGGACUUGCUACAGGCGGAAACCGUGAGGGGGGAGGUACCACUAGCCGUCAUCCACCUCGAUCAAGAAGCCAAGUUAGCAGCACAGAGGAAUGGUUCAGAUCAGACCUGAAGUCAAAGCAUGCAGUUCGUCAGUCCCGCCCUAACGAUUCUCUUUGUUUCUCUGCUGCCCCCGGUGGUCAAAGAGCAGACCUCAACACUAUCUCACUAGGAAGGGGAGACCACCCUUCUGCUUUUGUCAGGCAGGCAUCAGCUGGUCCAAGAGCUUGCAUUACAUCUCCAACACCCAAUCCUCAGAAUCCACCUCCCCCACCACCUCCCCCACCACCUCCUUCUUUUUCCCAGCCUGUUCAAGUCAACACCAGUUCCAGCAAUUCAGGAUGCACGCAGGACCCCAAUCAUUCUGUCCAGUCCCGGCCGAGUCAGAACCACAUUCAGGCUGUCACCCCGACGCUACCACACACAGAUCCCUUCAGUAGCCUGCAACGGGGCCGGGAGCUUAAACGGAGCUCUAGCAAUGUAACUGCAAGUUCUGGUAGUGUUGAAGCUCUAUUUGAGAAGCCCACCCGAAGCCGGAGCCAGCAGCCCCUGUCACUGUCUCUGCCCCCGCAAGGUGACACCAAAGUCCAGCGGAGACCAACUAGGAAGAGGCUCUCCAAGAGCUACUCCCAAGGCUCUGUGUCUUCCCACACCACGUGCUGGUCCACAGGCAGUAGGGUAGACAGUAGAAGGGCAUCUGUGGCUUUUCCAUUGCAGAAAGAUGCAAAACAAAUGAAGGGCUCUCAAAAACUGGACACAAGUCCCUGGAGAUGUAAUGGGCCCUUUAGUUACUGUUUCUUUAAACGUAAGAGUGAGGGCGAAGAGGAUGAGAUCGAAUGGGAGAGGCCCAGACGAAGUCGCAGUGGACCUGAUUUCGAGGAUAACGGUGCUGCUUCAGCCAUAUUCCCCUGCGGUUCCGCACUGGACGCUGCUGGCGAGCAGCUGUAUGGCGAGGUCCUUAAUAACAUGAGCUUCAGUGACCGACUGGCACGAAUCAACGCCCUCAAAGACCACAUGUACGGUUUCCCUUCUGGCUUCACUGAUGCCCGCCGUGAUGCCAGCGAGCUCAUCGCAUUAGUGAGAUCCAGCAUAGGUCGCUGUGAGCGCGGCAUCCAGAUGCCUAACCAGGAUGUAUCACAGUAUAAACAGCUCCUCUCCGUUGAGUCAAAAGAAUUAGGCCGGGCGUGCCGGAGGAUGGCACAGGCCCACAGCAGUCCAGAGGAAAUGCUGCUAGCCGUGACUUGUAGCUUUCAGGUGCUUUGUUGUCUCUGCGAAGCUUGCAUGUGUCUGGUUAGGGGACUCGGAGCCUCAGCCUCACACCAACAGAGAGAAGUCGUGGCAAAGGUUGACGAGGUUGUUAUGAACUAUAUCUGUUUGCUCAAAGCAGCUGAGGCUGCCACUGUUGGAGCACCAGGGGAGCACAGCAUGAAAGCCCUGGUCCGCCACUCUAGUACCAUGUCAGCCAUUGCUAACGCACUCACCCGCUCCCUUAAAACGCUGCUUAGCAAGUAGAGGCUACUCCUUAUAAUUUAUAGUGUGGCCUCUGCUGUCAGCGGGAGUAUGUCUUUAAGCGUCUUGUCGUCUUUGAGUCAGCUGUAAGAGUCAUGUAUUUUUCAUAAAGGUUUAGAGCUGUCUCCAUAUCAAAGUUUAAAAAGCAAAAGGCAGGAGUUAGACUAAACAUUAAAGUUACAUAACAUUUACAAUGAAUAGAUGUAUAAGAUGCUUAAAGAGUCCUCUGACUGCACUUGCUUUUUUUCUGAUGACAAUAUUGUAAUGCAUAUUUACAAAGCCAUACUGUCACAGACCUUUGUAAUAUGAUAUGUACCUAAUAGAAAUUAUACCCUUUUAAGUGUGCAUUAUGUAAGUUAUUUAGAAAAUGUGUAUAUAAUGUACAUAAUUAAUUAUCAAAUUUACUGUAGCAGUUUCAAGAAGCCAUCGAGUAUUCAGUUUAACCCUCUCAGGCUCAGAUUAAACUUUUUGUUGCUAAUGCACAACCAAGUCCUGCAGUGGUACAUCUGAGUAAAAAAAACUCAUAAAAUAUGUAUGUGGGGUAAUCAGGUUGUUAGUUUUUAAAUGUUGCAAAUCAGCAACGCCUGCCUGGAGAGGGUUAAUUUGCUUUGAUACUGUGCAGGGCUAGGGGUGACUUCACUUUCAGUUCAAUCAGUUCACGAGCAGCAGUUUUACAAUAACUGUAUUUAUUUUAAAAGAAAAUGUACCUCUAGACAUGUAAGUAAAAAAACAAGUUUCAUUGUCAGUCCAGUGAGGAAGCGGUAUAGUUAUAUUUAAAUGCUCUAAAAUGACUGUGUAACAGUGAGCUGAUUUUAACAGAUUAUAUUAUGAUGCUUGUUUUUCUUUCUUUGGUUUUUGUUUAUUUUACAAGAUGACUGGAAAAUUCAGUAAAAGUGUUGAACAUACAGGUUACACUAAACAUUGCACUUCAUUCACACAACCGCUUUGUAUUCUACCACUAAUCUACUACCACUUAGAUUAUUUUGUUAUAUAUAUAUAUACUUAAAAAAAGAAAUAUAUAAUUUCCCCCAACAUCAAAUAUAAACUUUGCUAAACUUAGUUUGUUUUUUUAUUACCAUCGCUUUUGGAAUGAGUUUUGUGUGUGAAUGAUUUACUAAACCACGCCGUGUAUCAAGAUGUGGUUAUGUCUCUCAACAAAGAAGAAAUCACUGCUUUUUUUCAGCAACCCACCAACCUAUUAAAAGAUAUUUUGCAGAAAAACUUGUCUUAUUCCAUGCAUCUUUGGUUUGAAUGAGUUACUACACCAUGCAAUCAUGCUGUGAUUUGUUUUGUAAAGUUUGCCAUCCUAAAAUCAACAGCCAUUUAUUUUAAUGUCUGUUUCAUAAAAGGUACUGUCUGUCAGUUUACAUGUGAUUAAUUGGGGGAUAUAUUAAAAUACCCCCCUUUUUAAACUGACAGUGAAAUGUGAAUCUAUUUAAACUAAUGUCUAGUGUAAAACUACUCAUUUUCCUGAUAUUUCUCUCACACAGUCGAAAUUUUAAGUUGUCUUUUCACAGUAAUAUUUCAGUCUUUAUAUCAGUUGAGGAGGUAUGGAUUUGGUGUUAAAGCGCAUUGCUAUAUAUUACAGGUAAUUUGACAUACAUGCAUCAACAAUCAACUGGUACAGACAGGAGACGAUGCUAGGGAUAGGGUGAAUGGAUGCAGAUGGCUUGCUGUGUUUACCCUUAAGGGGAGGAGCCAAAAGAAGAAGAAGAGGAGUGUUAUCUUAAUGCAUGCUCAAUCAUCCAGGUAAGUAAAUCUCCAAAAG
Haplochromis burtoni (Burton's mouthbrooder) is the source of this 11786-nucleotide messenger RNA. RefSeq names its product FERM and PDZ domain-containing protein 4. The transcript is spliced from 16 exons. Gene Ontology annotation, cellular component: cytoskeleton. Gene Ontology annotation, molecular function: protein binding. The coding region runs from base 4079 to 10021 and encodes 1980 amino acids. Lineage: Eukaryota; Metazoa; Chordata; Actinopteri; Cichliformes; Cichlidae. The record is from RefSeq and is a predicted model, not a curated record.